UUUAGUUUUGUUUUAUUCACUCGUUGGAUUUGGGUUGUCGCGUUUAUGAUUAGAUGUUGUUUGCUGAUUGGCUAAAUCUAGUUUUGGAUGUUCAUUUGGUGGUUUUGUUCUUCAUCUCGCAUUUUAUCUGUAGUCUGUGUAAACUAUGAAAUCUGUGCCAACUAUUGGCCUAACUGAACUUCUCUUAUAUUUUUACUUGCAUUUUUUCCUCUAAAAGUGUGUCCUGUUCUGUUUCUUUCUUUUGCCAUAUGGGCCCUUAGAUAUGCAUCUUCUUUAAAAGAUUUUAUUCUUCAUUAUUGUAGUAAAGUUUACAAUUCGUGCUUUCGAAUCUUUACUGUCUCUCACUAGCUUUCUGUGAUUUCAGUUUACGUGUUCUACAAUUAUUGAAACUGUAGGAUCUACUAAGUUGAUUGCACAUGGACCGUUGGUUUAUUGGUUCUCUGGAGUUAGAUUUUUAUUUUUUCUGUUCCUGGUCCUCGUUUUAAAGUAGAAAUUUUGAUAGAUUCAUCUCCGCUUAAGUUUCCAAUAUCUCCUGAUUUUUGGGGAGUCACUCAUAUGUCUUUUUCUUAAUAAUCAUUUACCACGACAAGCCAGGCAAUUGCAGCAUUGAAGAUGUUGAGAGAAAACAAGAACAACUUUGACCUGGUUAUCAGUGAUGUGCAUAUGCCAGACAUGGAUGGUUUUAAAUUGCUGGAGCUCGUGGGGCUUGAGAUGGACCUACCUGUCAUAAUGUUGUCAGCAAAUAGUGAUCCAAAGCUUGUGAUGAAGGGUAUUACUCAUGGUGCUUGUGAUUAUUUGCUGAAGCCUGUUCGAAUGGAGGAGUUAAAGAACAUAUGGCAACAUGUAAUUAGGAGAAGAAAAUUCAAUAACAAGGAUCAGAAUAACUUUGCCAACCAAGAUAAGCAUCAUGGAAGUGGUGAAGCCGGAGCAGACCAGAAGCUUAAUAAAAAAAGGAAGGAUCAGAAUGAAGAGGAGGAUGAGGAUCGUGAUGAUAAUGAACAUGAAAAUGAGGAUCCGACAACCCAAAAGAAACCUCGGGUUGUUUGGUCAGUAGAGCUGCAUCGCAAGUUUGUUGCAGCUGUUAAUCAGUUAGGCAUUGACAAGGCUGUGCCUAAAAAGAUUCUCGAUUUGAUGAAUGUUGAAAAGCUUACGAGAGAAAAUGUUGCGAGCCAUCUACAGAAAUACAGGCUUUACCUUAAAAGGAUCAGCACUGUUGCAAAUCAGCAAGCUAAUAUGGUGGCAGCUUUAGGCAGUACAGAUUCUCCAUAUUUACAAAUGGGUUCUGUGAAUGGCAUUGGGUUCCCCAACUUGGCUGGAACUGGGCAGUUCCAUGCUGCAGCCUUCAGAUCUCUCCCACCAAGUGGUAUGCUUGGUAGGUUGAAUUCUCCUGCUGCUCUUGGUAUGCGUAGUCUGGCUACUACUGGAGUAAUUCAGUUAGGUCCUUUGCAAACCGCGAGCCAUUUGACUAAUAAUCAGAGCCAAUUCCAGUCAAUUGUGCAUUCUGGAAAUGAUGGCAAUGUACUUCAAGGGAUGCCAAUGUCACUAGAAGUUGAUCAAAUACCACCUAGUAAUGGUGUUACCUAUAUCAGAGAACUUCCUACUGAAGUUAAUGAUACUACCACUUUCUCUGUUUCCAAUGGUUUCCCAGAUGCAAAUAUAAUGGCUGGCAGCUCAAAUGGUGGUUUCCUUGGUGUUCCCAACAAACCCUUAAUGUUAGAAGGGAGUGCUCAAGAGGCUCAAGAUGGCCAAAAGUUUGGAAAACAAUCAUCUCUUGCUGUGACCGCUUUUGAUUCAGGAUAUUCUUCAAAUUUUUUGGAUCAGAGUAGAUGUAAUGACAGCUGGUCAAGUGCUGUUCAGUCAACAGGAGUCCAAUCAAAUUCUUUUGGCCUUAAUGACUGUUUUAAACAAGCUACUCUGCAUCCUAGCAACAUUAGAGAUAGCAUGUCAACAAUGGCUUUGCAAAGUGGGAAUAAUCUGUCUCACGUCUCUUCUAUUUCUACAGUGCUGACUCACUUGCAGGACUCUAAGGCAGAUUUACAGUGCCAAGUAGCUUCAAUUAGAAGUAAUGCCGGACAAAUAAUUGCUAAUGCCCCACAAGGUUGGGAUGACCAGAGGCAAGAUGCCCCUUACCCCUCAAAUGCUGUAUGUAGCUCAAUAAACUCUGCAAUUCCUAAUCAUGGUACUGGGAAUCCAAUGGGCCGGAGUUUGGACCCAAAUAGUGCAAUUUUCCAUAGAACCAAGAGCUUCAAUUCAGCAAGACAAUCAGAUCUUGUAGAUCCAUUUCUGUUGAAGCACAGUGAGGUUGAUAAUUUGGCCAUGGAGUCCCUAAUGAGAUCAGAUGAAGGAUAUGUGAUAGGCCAACAGAAGCCACAGGGCAGUUAUUUUUCUAAUAAUUUUGGCUCCUUGGAAGAUUUAGAGAGUGUAAUGGUGAAACAGGAGCAAGAUAAGGUGACAAUAACAGAAGGAGAACUUGGAUUUGGCUCUUAUUCUAUUAGGAAAUGCAUGUAAUGCAGAUAUUAGCUGCCCAAAUACCCAAGAGAGAAGAUCUGCCAUAGAAUCGUGCCCCACCUUCCUUGAAUUUAUACCUCAUUUAUCUGUGAUUUCCACUUCCACCUUUUCUCUAUACAACUCUGUUGCUAGCAGUUGUUUCUAUUUUCAGCAGAGCAAAUUUUUCUAGCUGUUUGAACAGUUUCAAAUUGUGAAAAUUGCCAAGGACACUUUGUUUUUGAACUGUAGGAAAUGCAUAUUCUUGCUCA
Messenger RNA from Manihot esculenta (cassava), 2756 nucleotides. Its product is annotated as two-component response regulator ARR12. The transcript is spliced from 6 exons. The coding region runs from base 613 to 2508 and encodes 631 amino acids. Gene Ontology annotation, biological process: phosphorelay signal transduction system; cytokinin-activated signaling pathway. The record is from RefSeq and is a predicted model, not a curated record. NCBI's taxonomy places the organism in Eukaryota, Viridiplantae, Streptophyta, Magnoliopsida, Malpighiales, Euphorbiaceae. Gene Ontology annotation, molecular function: DNA-binding transcription factor activity; DNA binding.